CCCCAGCUCUGUUAGAUCCCAAUGUAACCUAAUUUAACCAUUCGAAUUAGGGCCCUUUACAAUAAAGUCUCAAUUAUACUAAAACACAGUGACCAGAUGUAUCAAUGAUCUCAUCAAUAAUAUAACAUACAGUAAUGUGUUCACAGUGGGACCUAGUAUGUAGCAGACGGGCGCUCUACUCCACCACACAGGCGAUGGUGUCAAUUGGGGAUUUCAUCGGAUCUCUGGUUUUUGGCUGCCUUAUAGAGGAGAUUGGUCGUCGACGGUCGAUGCUGCUAGCCAGUGCGAUGACGUUUGUGACUGGAAUGGUGGCAGCCUUCUCCCCAACUCUUUAUUUCUACAUGGUGAUGCGUAUCCUAAUCUCUACAUUUACUAUUGCGACCGACAUAGCCUGCGUGAUCCUCU
This is a messenger RNA of Homarus americanus (American lobster), 405 nucleotides long. RefSeq names its product organic cation transporter protein-like. Gene Ontology annotation, cellular component: membrane. Gene Ontology annotation, molecular function: transmembrane transporter activity. The record is from RefSeq and is a predicted model, not a curated record. Gene Ontology annotation, biological process: transmembrane transport. NCBI's taxonomy places the organism in Eukaryota, Metazoa, Arthropoda, Malacostraca, Decapoda, Nephropidae.